AUGGCAACCCAGGUCACUCCUUCGAAGCAGGCUGCUUCAUCCCUCGAGAACCUCAAGAUGAGCGACUCUCCCGUUAAGAAGCUCGAUUUCGAGUCCGUCGGCAAGGAGAACCCCGCGUCUCUCAAGCCUGAGCUUGAGGCCCAGGAGCCUCUCCUGCAGGAGAACCCCCGUCGUUUCGUCCUUUUCCCAAUCAAGUACCACGAGAUCUGGCAGAUGUACAAGAAGGCCGAGGCCUCGUUCUGGACCGCCGAAGAGAUCGAUCUCUCCAAGGAUCUGCACGACUGGCACAACCGCCUGAACGAUGAUGAGCGUUACUUCGUUUCUCACGUUCUGGCUUUCUUUGCCGCUUCUGAUGGCAUUGUCAACGAGAACCUUCUCGAGCGUUUCAGUAACGAGGUUCAGGUCCCCGAGGCCCGUUGUUUCUACGGUUUCCAGAUCAUGAUGGAGAACAUCCACUCUGAGACCUACUCUCUUCUCAUCGACACCUACAUCAAGGAGCCCAAGCAGCGCAACUACCUUUUCGAUGCCAUCGAGACCAUUCCCUGCAUUGCCAAGAAGGCUCAGUGGGCCAUGCGCUGGAUCUCCGACAAGGAGUCCACCUUUGCUUCGCGUCUUGUUGCCUUCGCCGCCGUUGAGGGUAUCUUCUUCUCCGGUUCCUUUGCGUCCAUCUUCUGGUUGAAGAAGCGUGGUCUCAUGCCCGGUCUGACCUUUUCCAACGAGCUCAUCUCCCGUGACGAGAAGAUGGUUGAGGACAUCAUUGUUGAGGCCGUUGGCAUUGAGCAGGAGUUCUUGACUGAUGCUCUCCCUGUUGCUCUGCUCGGCAUGAACGCCAAGCUCAUGUGCCAGUACAUCGAGUUUGUUGCUGACCGUCUCCUUGUCGCCCUCGGCAACAAGAAGUACUUCAACGCCACCAACCCCUUCGACUUCAUGGAGUCCAUCUCCCUUGCCGGCAAGACCAACUUCUUCGAGAAGCGUGUUGGUGACUACCAGAAGGCAGGUGUCAUGGCCUCUGUCGCGAAGAAGGACACCGAGGAAGGUGAUAAGACCACUGCUAACAGCGGUGGUCUCAACUUCGACGAGGACUUCUAA
Penicillium chermesinum is the source of this 1089-nucleotide messenger RNA. RefSeq names its product ribonucleotide-diphosphate reductase subunit RNR2. Gene Ontology annotation, molecular function: oxidoreductase activity. The record is from RefSeq and is a predicted model, not a curated record. Gene Ontology annotation, biological process: deoxyribonucleotide biosynthetic process. The coding region runs from base 1 to 1089 and encodes 362 amino acids. The transcript is spliced from 5 exons. NCBI's taxonomy places the organism in Eukaryota, Fungi, Ascomycota, Eurotiomycetes, Eurotiales, Aspergillaceae.